Molecule: messenger RNA, 1290 nt
Organism: Paraglomus occultum
Lineage: Eukaryota; Fungi; Glomeromycota; Glomeromycetes; Paraglomerales; Paraglomeraceae
Source: the annotation of a GenBank genome assembly
AUGAACACUGUGCCAAGGGAUUACGAACGUUCGCCUUUGCGUACACCGAACUAUUCCGUACUUUCACCACGUUUCGUCCACAUUCCUGGGAAUAACAUGCUGUUAAUAACGGGAGCAACUCUGGUUUCGACGCUGAUAUUCAAUACUACUGAGUUCAAUACAAUGUUUGCUCUCUGUCGGAACUGGAUAUUCACCUAUAUGUCUUACAAAAUCAUUCGUUUAAUGUAUGAAUCUUUCAAGCAAAAGCUCUCGAACGCUCCUCGGUCGCUCAGUCUCAAAGGAUUUUCAAAGACAUCCACUCGAAUGAUACUCUGCAUCUUGCUCUUUACUAAAGGAACGUAUGCAACAGCGCCAGAAGAACUGGCUUCUACCAAUGACUAUUAUGACAGCAUUUCUCUGAUGUAUUUAACGAUCAUAACGGUAUUUCUUGAGAUCUUUUACCGACACAAGAAUCCUCAGGUCGCUUCUGUUGACGACUUUCUCUUUUACGUUUCAGCUAGCGUGUUUACGCUGAUUCAUCUGAGUCUGUACACAUGUUGGAAUUGGUCCAAAUUUGUAUUUCUCCCAUUUUUAUCAGUUUACAUACUUGCGUUCUUUAGUAUAAAGUGUCAGAAAAAGUUUUGGAAUGAUACUAUUGAGAAUAAGAAGAAGAGUUCUACGCUAAUUACGGGAUUUUUGGCUCUUGGAUAUCUUGUUCUUUUCUUUCCAAAUAUAAUGCUGAUCGAGCUUUAUAAUAAACAGACGGGUCCAGCUAUUGGUCUAAAAGCAACGGUAGGACUCUGCAUCUUUCAGCUGGUCGCCUGCAUAUGGCUUUGCUCAUGGUCGGUCUAUCGUAAACGAUUCAAAAAAAGAGACAAGAAUAAUGAUGUUUCAGACAGGGAGAAGUCUGUCGCGAAGUUGCUUGCAGUGCUCUCAAGAAUGAUACAUGGCUACAUAUUUUACUCUGGCAUUUUCAUAGUUUCGUUUAACUAUACUGACACAAAUGCGUUAUUUGCUAAGAUGUUGGUGGCUACGAUGAGUCUUGCUAUAAUCCGACCUUUCUCUUACGUAUACCAGUCAUUUGGAGAUGAUAUAAUAGAUUUCCCCGUUCGCGCGCUAGUAUAUCAUGAAAUGGAGGACGACAUUAAGCUCUUACGCGAGCAUAAGCAAGAGCAUGAUACUAUAGAUGAUAUAAUGGAUGUACUAAACAUAUUAUUGACGGAAUUAAAAUCUGGUAAAACAAACGGUAAAAGGGAUGUUAGUCAGGAACUUCGCAAACUCUUCAAUGAACUACAGAAAGACGUGGUCUAG